Molecule: messenger RNA, 7199 nt
Organism: Gadus morhua (Atlantic cod)
Lineage: Eukaryota; Metazoa; Chordata; Actinopteri; Gadiformes; Gadidae
Gene: tdrd6a
Product: tudor domain containing 6a
Exons: 15
Coding region: 253-6672 (2139 amino acids)
Source: RefSeq, a predicted model, not a curated record
AGUUGAGUCACUUCGGUCAGCAUCCAUUUUCGGGAACGAGGGAACUGGCAACUCGCUGAUCGCCAAACCGUGUGCUCGAUCUCCAUGCGCAGCGGCUCGCACCUUGGCGGACGCACUUCAGGAACCAAACUGUUAGCAACGCCGAAACUAUUGCUAAUGUGGUCGUUAGAGCGACGCAUCCUCUGAACAUGUGAGCUGUAUAUCUGAAGAGCUUUAAACGGAUCAAAAACAAAUUCUGGAAAAAGAUCCAAAAUGUCUUCAAUACCUGGGCUUCCGCCGGUGGGAUCGGACGUUACUGUUCUGGUAACUCGUGUCAAUUUGAACGCCAACUGUGUGCUUGUAGAGUUAUGGGCCAACUUCAACAAAGAAAGGGAAGCAGAAUAUAAGUGCAUGGAAAGGUCCAUUCAGUAUCCCGGUGAACUGUUUCGAGAGCAGGACGGAGAUCCUGGAGACCAGUGCUUGGCCUGUGUCGAUGAUACCUGGUUCCGAACACGCAUAGUAUCGAGAAAUGGCAAUAAUUACACAGUGUUCCUCAUUGACAAGGGUUGGAUACAUGGGGCCACCACAAACUUGUUGGCAUGGGGCAAGAAAGACUAUUUUCUCUUGCCACCCGAGGUUGAAUUCUGUGUGCUGUCCAAUAUCCUGCCGCUCUCCCCUGACAACAGGUGGUCUCCAAUGGCUCUGCAGUUUCUUGAUUCACUCUCUGGGAUGACAGUCAGGGCAUUGGUUCAAGAUGUGCUUGUUCCACAGAGAACCUUUCUCUUGCACAUUGCAUGCAUAUCGAAGCAAAUGCACGAGAUGGGGUUUGCCAAAUGUUUGUCUCCUCCUGAGUUCAACGACUAUGUGCUCAAGUCGGUGCAUUCUGACAACAGAAUAGCACUUUCCCCAGGGCCCCCUCAGCAGUCCACAGCGGACAGGGGUGAGCCUUUUGACCAACAGCAGUCCUUCAUGUAUGUCGAGCUGCCCAUAGGGAUUGUGGAGACGGUCAUCAUCACCGAGGUGACCAGCCCACUGCGGGUGUUCUGCCAGCUCAAAGUUUGCUCGCAAGAACUAAAGAAACUCUCUGAGAAAUUAACAAAGCAUUACGAAGGCCGGACCUCCCGCUCCACUGGCCCUGAUACGCUUGGAUCUCCGUGUGCAGCGAGAGGAAAUGACGGGAAGUGGUACCGGUCGGUCGUACGGCAGAUCCUUCCGGCCAACAACGCCGUGGAAGUGUUCAAUGUCGACUCUGGAAAGAAACAGUUUGUUCUCGUGGACAAUGUAAAACCGCUGGCGGCCGAGUUUUUCAGAAUGCCGGUCGUGACCUACAUCACCUCCCUCCACGGCAUCAUCGACAAAGGGGUGGGCUGGACGGCCGGCCAAAUCGACCAACUCCGGUCCCUUCUGCUGUGCCAAACCGUGGUCGCCAGAUUCGAGUACCACAGCCUCUCGGAAGGCGUUCAUUAUGUCACGCUGUACGGCCAAGACAAUAAAAACCUGAACACCUUGUUUGGCUCCACUGAGCGUUGCCUGCUGGAAAGCGAGAAGCUGCUUGUGGAUUAUGCUGUGGACGGCCCUUUGUGUAAGACCGGUGAUCAAGCUCCACAUGAAGGUCAAGGAGAUGCCCAGAGCUCUCCCAAGGCUGUGAAGCUCGUCGGAAGAAAGACACCCAAAGAACAAAUACCGGUGGAAGAUCUUCCUCUCGGUUCUUCCCUUGUUGUGGUGGUCCUCCGUGUCUCUUCGCCGUCCGAGUUUUGGAUUCAGACACAGAAAUAUGCCAUUGAAUUUGAUCAUCUGAUGGCUGCCAUUUCUGACCUGGACAGGGAUCCCGUCAACCCAACUGUUGGCUCCUACUGUGCAGCUAGGCUACAAGAUGGCCUUAUGUACAGAUCAAGGGUAGUUGAAGUGAGGGAAACCAAAAUCAAAGUUUUCUUGGUUGACUAUGGAAAAACAGAAGUUGUUGACCAGGGAAGCAUCUGCUUUCUUCCAGACAAGUUCAGAGAGCUGCCUCAACUUGCAUUACAAUGUAAGCUUGCAGGCGUCAAGCCAAGAAACGAGAGGUGGACCCGCACAGAGGUUGACUUUUUCACAAGAUCGGUUACAGAUAAACUCCUGCACAGCCGGGUGGUCACCCAGUAUGACGGUGGCUAUGGUGUCCGACUGACGGACUCUGUAGCACAUGGAGAAAAAGACGUGGGCAAGCUAAUGUGCAGUUAUGACAUUGCAGUGCAGGAUGAUGCACAGAGUGAAGAUGGGUACAAAGUCGCCUCUCCACAUGCCAUGACUACCCUGGCACCGAACCGUGGUGCCGCGCCAUUGGUUGUCGAGGACUCUAUCUCAGAUUGUCAAACUCAAAACCCUGUUGAUCUCAACAACAAUGAGGGCCGACCUGCUACACUCAGUGAGCAAAGGUUUGCAAUCGGAAGCACCCUUGAGGUCAACGUAUCUUGCAUUGAAAGCCCAAAUGAUUUCUGGUGCCAGUUGACUCGGAACAUGACUUUUCUCGGACUGCUCAUGCAGGACUUGCAGACCUACUACGCUGAGAGUCAGUUCUCUCCCUUUGCGGAAAAGUUAUGCGUCGCUCGCCAUCCUGACGAUGGAAUGUGGUACCGGGCAAUUGUAAUCCACAGGCAUGUGACACGCCAUGUCAAUGUGCUGUUUGUGGACUUUGGAAAGACACAGGCAGCUGUCCCCCUGUGCAACCUGAGGAAGAUAUGCCCAGCAUUUCUGAAACUCAAAGGACAAGCUUUCCGCUGUUCUCUUUACAAUCCGGAGGAACCAUUGUCGCCUAUUAAAGAUUGGAACCAGGAGGCAAGGGCACAGUUCAAGGAAUUUGUCGAGACUGCUGUGUCCAAGCAUGUGGAUUUAAAAUGCACUGUGUACGCAACCAUGUACAGUGCACAGAAGGUUCUGCAUAACAUUGUGGAUCUGGAAACGCCUUUUGAAAGUGUUUGCACUCGUAUGCUCCAGCUGUCAAAAAGCACGCCUCCAAAGAAGAUUCCUGCGCCGUUGAUUCGACUGGACACGUACUGUUACUCUGCACACAACAUCAAAAUGGGGACGGAGGAGAUGAUGACGGUAACAUCUGUGAAUAGCGCAAAUCAGUUCUACUGCCAGCUGGACCGCAACUUUGAUGUGGUGGAAGACCUCACAGUGAAGCUGCAGAGCUUGUGUGAACGACUAAAAAACGCUAAACUCCCCACAUUGUUUGGAACGGUGUGCUUUGCAAAGUAUCCCGAUGGACACUGGUAUAGAGGACUGAUCAAGGCCACAAAGCCAUCCAUUCGUGUCUUCUUUGUAGAUUAUGGUGACACUCUCGAGGUGGACAAAGCGGGCAUACUCCCUGUUCCUAUGGAGGCUACUGAGAUCAUGAUGGUGCCGGUGCAAGCGAUCGAGUGUGGUCUCGCCGACGUCCCCGCCAAUGUUCAAAGCGAGGUUAACAGCUGGUUUAAGACGAAAGCCACAGAUGGUUCAUUCAGAGGAUUGGUUGUAGCCAAAGAACCAUGCGGCAAACUCCUUGUUGAACUGUAUGACGAAACAAGCCAAGUCAACUCUGAGAUCAGAAAAACCUUCCUGACUGCCCUCCCAAAAGGUGUCCCAGAGUUGAAGGAUAACACUCGGGCUCCAAAGAGAAAACCGUGUUCAGACCCAAAACCAGUGCCUCACCUUGAGAAUGAUGUUAAAGUAUCAAGAGCAACCUCUUGGUCUGAAAACAGGCACUCGCAGCGACUCAAUGAGAAGUCCGAACACCCGACACAGGAUCGCUACAAAACGCCACACCAAAGGAACAUGGCCAGCCGGAUAGAGGCGGAGCAACAGUGGACCGAUCAAGUGGACACCCAACCAAUAGAACAAUAUGUCCCUGAACAACGGCAACAGCGUUCUGUAUCUCAUCUACAUUGCACAGAAUCCCAGCAAAGUAAAGUGGUCUUGGAGCCUAAAAAGCCGGCCCCCAAGCAGUCAGAGAAACCAAGGACUUUGGAUGUGAAAGUGGAACCUCUUCGGUAUCUCCUACCUAAUUUCUCAGAGGGGCAGAAAUUGGAGGCCUAUGUCGCAACCAUUAAAGGGCCUCAUACCUUCUGGUGUCAGCCUGCAGACGGUGAAGAGCUUGAUAGAAUCACCCAUGCCGUUUCAGAGCUGGGAAACGCCGCACACAAGCCUCUUGAUCCGAAGCUGCUCUCACACGGCAGCGCGUGUGUCGCCCUUUUCACAGACGAGCAGUGGUAUCGAGCAGAGGUCCGCAGCCUGGAUGGCAGCAAACUCUCUGCUCACUUCGUGGACUACGGAAACGACUCGCAAGUCAACAUUAAAGAUGUGAGGGAAAUUACCUCUCAGCUCGUCAAGAUUAAAGCGCAGGCGUUUCUGUGCGAGCUUGACGGGUUUGAUGAUGCAAAUGGCUCCUGGACAGAGGGGGCAGUUGAACACAUAGCGGAGCUCAUGACGGACAAGUUGUUGGAGUUGACCGUUGUGAAGGUACUGAGGGAAGACGAGGGCGAAUUCAAGUGCAUUGUUCAGGUGUUGUGUGAAGGCAAUAAGAUUAAUGCCACGGCAAGAUCAUACUGGAGAAGCUCCCGAACUGAAAAUAACAUUGAUUCCACGGAACUAUCGGCUGUGCACCCAACAUUACUGCCCUGCGAUUCUGCUGUCCAAGACACGACGAUGCCACAGUCCAAGAGUGAAGCAGAAGAACCUGAGCAUCACACCAUGGAGAAGGAAUCUCCAAGAGACCCUCCAGAUGAACAGCACACCAUUGGCUCUGAGAAGUCUGAGGAGCCUAGCAUACUUUCUGAGGUGGCUAUGGUGUCAGAACUGACUUCGGAAAGCCUGGAUCAAACCACUCAUUCACCGCAAUCGGACUCUGUCGGUGAUGAAGAGGUCCCCGUUUUAUGUGAAGCUCAACCUGGAGAUGGAGCCGCCCCACUAUCGGAUAAGGAUGAAGCAUGUCAACCGGAGUCGUUGAGCACAGACGACAGCGUGAUCAAACCGGACCAGGACUGCCAACGUGAUGACCCUCAAGUUGAUGACAAGGGUUCAGGUCCUGAUCAAGACGGCCUAGAAGAUACUCCGGCAACUCUGGAACUGGAUUUGGAUUCUGAGUUUGGUGGACUGAGAGUGGCAGAAGCUCUGCCGGUGGGGGCCAUGUGUAUCAUCCGGUCACAGACGAGCCAGCGAUGGUGUCGAGCAAUAAUCCUGAAAAACCUACCGGACCAAACGUUGGUCGUGUUGAUCGAUGAGGAGAGGGAGAUGGUCGUCCGUCCAGACGCUGUAUUUGAGUCGGUGGUGCCGCGAGCGGAUCAGCUGGAUGCAAACAACAACCAGUGCAGCGACCCCCACAGUGUCCCAUCCCCAUCCCAACUCCUGGCUGGUGAACUGAGUGACGACAGCGAGGGAACACUGGUGGGAGUGGAAGAAAUGACUUCGCGGGAGGACGGGGACUUGGAGACGUCCCUCAGCGAAGGCACCCCACCCAGAAUGGAUGGGCCACUACCUGUGCAGGACAACGCGGCGCCUUCAGCCCCCUGCGGGCCUUCACAGCCCGGCACUGCGGCUCCUGACGAGCUGCUGGGCACUGUGGAGGAGGUGGUGCAUCCCUCUUCAGAGGAGGUGGUGCAUCCCUCUUCAGAGGAGGUGGUGCCCUGUACCCGGGAGGAGGUGGUGCCCUGUACCCGGGAGGAGGUGGUGAAUCCUUCUUCAGAGGAGGUGGUGCCCUGUACCCGGGAGGAGGUGGUGAAUCCCUCUUCAGAGGAGGUGGUGAAUCCCUCUUCAGAGGAGGUGGUGAAUCCCUCUUCAGAGGAGGUGGUGCCCUGUACCCGGGAGGAGGUGGUGAAUCCUUCUUCAGAGGAGGUGGUGCCCUGUACCCGGGAGGAGGUGGUGAAUCCCUCUUCAGAGGAGGUGGUGAAUCCCUCUUCAGAGGAGGUGGUGCCCUGUACCCGGGAGGAGGUGGUGAAUCCCUCUUCAGAGGAGGUGGUGAAUCCCUCUUCAGAGGAGGUGGUGAAUCCCUCUUCAGAGGAGGUGGUGAAUCCCUCUUCAGAGGAGGUGGUGCCCUGUACCCGGGAGGAGGUGGUGAAUCCCUCUUCAGAGGAGGGGCAGCAGAGGUCUACACAGGCGCUGAGCUGUCCUACAGAGAAGGAGGUGCAGCUGCCUCUUACAGACGCGGUGCUGAUGCCCUCGACCAAGGAGGAGGUGCAGGUCACUCCAUUAGCCGAGGAGGUGCCUUUGCCCUCUUCAGAUGGCGAGGAGGAGCUCCUUCCCUCCAGACUGGAGGGGCCUCCCCUAGCGGAGGAGGUGGUGGUGUCUCCGGAUGAGACGGUGAUGGAACAGGGACCUUUUCCGCGUGUGGGAGAACCUCGAGCAACAGCGGUGGCAGCCAGCAGGGAGCUGGCAGGAGACGAACGUCCAACAGAAGGACGUCCUCUGCAGGGGGCGGGAGCUAGAGGUCCGACCAUGCUCCACCGUGCUAUUCUGAACUUCUUCUGGUGGACAGGACUCUCCUCUGGACCGGGAACUGAGGACGAAGAGCAGGGAACCCCUGAGAUUCAACCAAUCGCAGCCCCACGGCGGGACGCGGAGGAGCUGAUGGAGAGGCUGCCGCUGGGCUCAGCGGGACAGAGUCUGGAAGCUCAGUUGUCAUCGGUGACCCACCUGUCGCUGGUGAUCCACGACAGCUCGGAGAACCUCACCAACGAGGAGUGACCAAGAGAGGGCGGGGCCAAGGAGCCAUGUGACCCAGGACCACUGAGGAGUGACCAAGAGAGGGCGGGGCCAAGGAGCCAUGUGACCCAGGACCACUGGGGGCCUUUUACUACCGUGUGUGUGUGUGCAUUUUUUCUGACGUUUGUUUUGAAGUUCCAAAAUGUGCCGUUGGGCCAGUGUUUACUUUAUAAUAUACUUUUGUUAAAGCUUUAUUUAACAGGUUGUCUUUGCAUGCAUUGUGGUCAGUCGCCCACCGUUCUGAAUACUGUGAAUGUCUUGCUCCCAUGCUGGUUUCUGUUGCAUACCCUCCCUUUGAAGACCCUUCCUCUCGGAAAUAUGUUCUGGUCCUGGUCCAAUCUCGAAGGCCAUGUUGUUCUUGUAAAAAUAACUUUGUUAUUGUUAAAAAAAGAUUGUAUUUUUCCCACGUUUAUUUUCAAGAACAUUAAUUGUUAGUUGAUUCCGGUUUGUCAAAAGACAAGGAAAAUGUAACUUUAAGUUGGCGCAAUAAAUAACAGCAUUUCCUUGAA